Molecule: messenger RNA, 273 nt
Organism: Enterobius vermicularis (human pinworm)
Lineage: Eukaryota; Metazoa; Nematoda; Chromadorea; Rhabditida; Oxyuridae
Source: the annotation of a GenBank genome assembly
AUGCAGAAAACCAGUAGAAGCAGUGACAGUAAAGUAGGGGGGAAGAAGGGAGGAAAGAAGGGAGGGAGGGAGAAAGGAAAGAAGGAAGGAAGGAAGGAAAGGAGAGGAAGAAUGAGGAGGUUGCCACAUUUUGGACGACGGGUAUUGGUUAUGCGUGCGUUGUUGUUGGCGAUAGUUGGUGAUGCUGUUGGUGCUGUUGCAGCCGCCGGUGGUGGUGGUGGUGGUGGUUUUCAAGCAGCAAUUGCAGCAGCAGUAAACAACAGACCACAAUGA